This is a messenger RNA of Lichtheimia ornata, 3141 nucleotides long. RefSeq lists its product as uncharacterized. The record is from RefSeq and is a predicted model, not a curated record. Lineage: Eukaryota; Fungi; Mucoromycota; Mucoromycetes; Mucorales; Lichtheimiaceae. The transcript has 6 exons. Bases 1 to 3141 code for a protein of 1046 amino acids.
AUGUGCAGUGUUGCCACUGGUUGGUCACUACUCGGCAUUUACUGUGCAUCCCUGGUACGAGUGCCUGAUAGUACAGAUCUAGCCCAAACCAAAGUGUGUGCCGUCCUUGCAUGUUUUCUAUUGAUCGGUGCCUUUUGUUUGAACUUUUUACGGGCUCGAGUGGAUCAAGCCAACUUGGGAGGAAUGUUAUCAGCGACUAUUCUGGUCAUCACCUUGACAGGUGCGGUGCGUGAUCAACAAUACGAUCCAACGGCAGUGCUGCAGGAUUAUAUUCCUAUUCUGGGAGCAUUUGUACUUGUAUUUCUCAUUUGUGUAUUGGUGUGGCCCGAGAACAGCACCUGCAUUUACGUGCAGCAAUUAGUAAAGACGAUCGAAACCUUUGAUGGCAUAGCUCAACGGCAAGUCGACAGCUUUUUGCAUUCCAACAAGGCCCCUCGUGAACAAUCGGUGUAUCCUUCCAGAAGCAGUCAAGUCGAACCAUUGCCGGUGGUACAGCGCACGCUUGAAUCUCUUUUGCAAACCUUGGUUGAAAAGAAACGUGUGGUGCGACGCGAAGUGACAUUUAGUGCUGUAGCCCCUCGCGAUGUCAGUGAAAUCACCAGGCUCAUGAAGAAGAUGCGGGUGCCUCUUCAAGGAAUUGGUCUUAGCCGUACCAUCGAGGACAACAUGCGAAAGGCACUUACACGUCGCCACAUUGCCAAUCGACUCAAGAAAUUUGCAACAUUGGAUAGUCUUGAUCCUAUCAGCAAUCCGGCAGCCGAUCCUCGUGCAAGUUACAGUGGCCAAAGCUUUUCAACGGUGGGAUCCGAUAAUCCUUGUUGGACCAGUGACGAUGACGAUGAUGAUGAGGGUGAUGAUGCAAGUACAGUGAGCUCCAGCAGUAGUACCUGCAGCAGCACUAGCAGCAGCAGCAGCAGUAUUGGGUCACAAGGAACGCAUGAUGACAACAAUGACGACGAUCUUAUGCGACCUUCAACAUCAACACAACAAACCAAGAUCCCUUCACCCUAUGAAGAAUGUGGUGCUCCCAAUGAAAAGGAGGUGGAUGACAGCAGUGAUGAUGAUGAUGAUGAGAAGGAGCAGCAUGAUCCAAAAGCGGCUUUAAGGGAUGACGACCAUGGCCAUGGCAACGGCUUUUUCACUCCUGAGCAUAUCACGAUCACCUUACCACCUGAAUCACCCAAUGUAUGGCGACGUGAAUAUGAUGAAAUACUUGAAACUGUGCGACCCAUUUAUCGUGAAUUGUCACAAGCAUGUUCCACAGCAGCCUAUGAAUCAACUUUACGUUUGAAUCGAAUGCAGCGUGGUGGAUGGGGUCGUACGAUACGCCACAUAGUGGGUAAAGGGCCAUCUGAUGAAGAAUAUGCACGAGAUCAUGAUCCCUCUGUACCCUUGUUAAAGGCGAUCCGAAGAUUUGACAGCCAUCGACUCACGGGUUUGCAACGACUCUAUCACGAGGAUGUCCCACGUCGUAUUUUAUUCAUGUUGCUCCAUUUUCAAUUCAAUCUACGUGGCUAUGCUGAACGUGUGUAUACGCUAUCAUCGCUUGUUUACGAGAUGGAUCAAGUGCGCACCCGUCGUCGAGUAUGGUUACCACACAUGUCCUUACGUAAAUGGCUUGGCCGCAAAAACGAUCAGGAGGAUGUCGGCCUUGAUCCACCAGCACAAAUAGUGGAGACGCAUGUAUACGAAUCAGCUGGAUUACAACGUUCACUUUCGCGUCGUGCAACCACCAUCCUCAAUGAAUUGGAAGCCCUUCCCGAUCUUGCCGAACCCAUGCGUGGUCAAGUACCAACACCCAACAAUGAUAGCAGCAGCAAUUUACAACAACGCAAACGACAAAGUAGCAGUAAUGGUGGUGGUACGGCUCCACCUCGAUUUGAUCCCACCGUCAUGUAUCAUGAUCCCGAUGUUGCCUAUCCGACAACGCGUACACAGCGUGCUUUUUAUACAUGUUGGCAAUUCUGUAAAGCGAAUCUCUACUCGGCCGAUACCACCUUUGCUGUUCGUGCAUGUAUUGUUCUUAUGGCGCUCACACUGCCAGCCUUUUUGGAUGAAUCAAUUGAUUGGUAUAAUCGUGCGCGUGGCCAAUGGGCUGCUGUGGUUGCAUUGGUGUGGAUGGGUCCAUCGGUCGGAAGUAACUUUUUCGGGUUGAUGGUACGCACCGUCGGUACAUUUAUCGGAGCCAUCUGUUCCUUGUUGAUUUGGGAAAUCAGCCGAACCAAUCGUGCUGCCAUGGUCAUCUUGGUGUUUGUAUUCAAUCUCCCCUGGUGGCUCGUGUACCUGAAUGGCAAGUUUUGGAAGGCGACUGGUUUGUUUAGCCUGAUCACCACGUCAAUUAUUGUCGGAUAUGCGUAUCACUACAAGAUGUCCGGUGCUGGUAUUUCUGUAUACGAGGUCACUUAUGAGCGAACCAUUUCAGUCCUUGCUGGUGUUGUGGCUGCCUUGGUGAUCAGCGUGUUUCCAUAUCCACGUACAGGCCGUGUUGAAUUACGACAUCGUAUCUCACGCACUUUGGGUGAUGUGGCUGCUCUGUAUUCAUCAUUUCUCGCCUUAUUGCUCAAGAAUUCACGUCGUGAUGAAAAUGUGCGCAAGGAGAAUCGUAAGGUGUUUCGCUGUGUGGCUGCAGAUAUUCGAAAGCAAAUCAAAGGCGCCCUUGUAUUACUAGAACAAAGCCGUUUCGAACCUGCAUUACGAGGCGUAUUCCAGGAACACAAAUAUUUGCAGAUCCUUCAAGUAUUGGAGAACAUGGUGAAUCUCAUGAUUGAUAUGGAGCAUGCACUUGAACGUAUUCAUGAACAUUGGCGAUUGGAUUUGGUUCGAAAUACCUGGAAGGAGCGAAAGAAUGCGAUUGCAUCAUUUCUUACUGCCCUGCAUUUGGGUGCCAAUGCAUUAAGUAACAAAUCACCAUUACCACCUUAUAUCCUACGACCUACUCGGGCAAGACGCAUCCUCACCAACAAAGCACGCUUGAUACCCAACUUGAUGCCUGAGCAUUUGGCCGAUCCAGAGUAUACUUAUUACAGCGCCUACUUGAUGAGCUCAGAACAGCUUGCCGUCGAAAUCGAACUGCUCAUUUCCACCAUUCGAGAUCUUGUUGGUCCUGAUAGUGUCAGCGUUUGGUUAGAUUACAGACAUUAG